AUGUCUCAUACUAAGGGAAGAUUGACAAGUGGCGUGCUCGUUGCUAGUCUGUUAGUGUUGACAACCCUUCUUAUCGCAAGCCUUGCCAAUGCCACCGAGCGUCAUAGAUCAAACAGUGUGGAAUUCGAAGGUUUGAAGGCAAUCAACUUCUUUUUACCCAAUGCCACAGGAGUUGCUGAUGCCGACAUUGUUUCUUCAUUGAAAUCAGCAAUUUCUGGAGAGGAAGAAGUUGAAUUGGCCCAAGAGUAUUUAACAUUUGCAGCACAAGUGAAGGAUCUCUAUGAUCAAAUUACAGUCGACGAGAACACUUCUCAAGAAAUUUCCGACUUUAAGAAAGUCUUGUUGAAGAUUGUCAAAUACUUGACCAAGAAAUCGAGUCAUCCCAGAAUGGACUUGUUGAAGAAUCAACUCUCUCAAUACGUCCAACAACAAGAGCAACCUCAAGAAUCCACACCUCAAACUCCAAAUUCCGAAGCUGCUGAAACUGCGUCUCUUCUCCAAGAUCUUCAAGAGGAAGUCGAAGAGGCAGAUUCUGAAUGGGUCACUAUUGCUUUGCGUGUUGCUGGAACUGCCAUGAAUGUGGCCAAUAACAUUGGAACGUAUCAUGAAAAGAUUUCAAAGGUUGGAAAUUUCAUUAGCGGCAAAGCAGCUAACGCUUUGGAUCGUGUGGGAUUGAAGGGUGCUGCCAAUGUGGCUCGUAAAACAGGAACUUCGAUUUCAAACUUUUCCCGAGAUAAGAUUGCGCCUAUUGAGAAACGUGUGGCUCAAAAGAUUGCUCCUGUUGUGAAAUCAAAGCCAUUCCAAGCUGUGAGAAAAACCUUAAAUGUUGUCAACAAUGUCAUUGGUGGAGUGACUUCCAUUAAAGCAGGACUCAACGCUGUCGGUUUGGCCCGUAACGUUCGUCUACCAAGAAACUUUUCUGCACUCAAAUCCUCCUUGAAAACAGCCACUCGAUACGUCCGAAGUGGAAAUUGGCGUGAAAAGGCUCGCACCAUUGGACGUGCUGCCAAGACUGGUUAUAGAAAUUUCAAACGAGGCGAUUGGAAGACCAAGUACAAUGCUGUGAGUGGUUUUUGGAAUGGAGCUUCUAAUUUGAAGGCUGCUGUUACUGGAAAAUCAUUUGGUUUCUCAUUACCAGGUUUGCCAGGAAGAUGGGGACGUAAUAAUGAAAAUACGAGAGGAGGAAACUCGAGAAGUUCAUCAAGACGUGGAGGUAAUAACAGACGAGGAAAUUCAUCAAGACGUGGAGGUAACUCAUCAAGAAGAGGUGGUUCAAGAAGAAAUACCAACAGUAGAGGAAGUGGUAGUCGUCGAAGUUCUGCCAGAUCCGGAAAUUCAAGAAGAGGAGGAAAUAGAAGAGGAAACUCUAGAAGCUCUUCUCGUAGAAAUGCUUCCUCAAGAAGAUCCACAAGAGGAGGAAGAACAUCUUCGGGAACAAGAAGAGGAAACACCACACGCCGAUCUGCAUCCUCUCCAAGAAGAACCUCCUCUCGUAGAUCCAGUAGCGGAUCUAACAGAAGUAGUUCCAGAGGUGCUCGAAGAGGUGGAAGAAGAUAA
This is a messenger RNA of Naegleria lovaniensis, 1557 nucleotides long. RefSeq lists its product as uncharacterized. The transcript has 3 exons. The coding region runs from base 1 to 1557 and encodes 518 amino acids. Lineage: Eukaryota; Heterolobosea; Eutetramitea; Acrasida; Naegleriidae. The record is from RefSeq and is a predicted model, not a curated record.